Messenger RNA from Pocillopora damicornis (cauliflower coral), 3846 nucleotides. Its product is annotated as meiosis inhibitor protein 1-like. The record is from RefSeq and is a predicted model, not a curated record. Lineage: Eukaryota; Metazoa; Cnidaria; Anthozoa; Scleractinia; Pocilloporidae.
AUGGAGCCGACGGAAAAUUCGCUUAGUUUUUUCACUUCAAAUCACUCAAAGCAUGAUUCACAGUGGCGAAUGACAGGAAGAAACGUUACAUUAGUCUGCGUAGCGUGUCUAGUAGAGCUUUUGGAGAGUCCAAAUGUCCUUCACCUUCGCAAACGCAAGGCUCUUCAAGAGAUUGUUUUUCUUCUUACGAACAAUCAAAAUGUCUUGGAGCUUUUCUGUCAAAGUACGCAGAUUGUCUCGCACCUUUGCAGCACAAUAAUGGAUUUGUUGUCAUCAGAGAACGAGCUUCUGAUGAACACAGCAGUUGAGGCACUCGAUAUUAUUACUGUCAAGCUGCGUUCUGAAAAACUUGUGGAGAAAGUUAUGGAAACGUUAGAGAACCAAAUAUUGCGGUUAAACAAUUUCAGGAAAUCCUAUCCUUUUGUUCUCGCCUUAGGGCGACUUUUAAAAUCGAUCCCGGCUUUGUCUCAAGUAUUUGCCAAGAAUUCGUCUUCUCUUUUGGAAUAUUUUAUCUCUAACAUUGUGUUUCCUGAAGAGUCCAUUAAAGUCGCCUUUCUAUUCAUACUUGUACAAGUAUGCUCCAGUGAAGAAGCGGUGAAGGAGUUAAAUUUCCAAAUCCGACAGAAAAUGUGCCGACAAACAUGCGCUGUUAUCAACUGUUCUGUAAGUCUCGAUACUCAAGUUAACGCCCUUGGGGUCCUUAAAAUGUUCACUACACAGCCAGAUGUGUUAAUGUCCGUUUUGAAACCACCAAACGAAGGUAAAAGCGAUAUUCUUGAGAGUUUAAAGAAGUUGAUGCUAUCACAAAACGAGGCAAUUCAGACUGGAGCUAUACAAUGCAUCACUCGUAUUUUACGACAUGAUUCUGAAGAAAAAUCAUUUACCAGGGUCAUUCUAAGAUGUGGAAUAGGAGAGAUGCUUCUUGAGGACUUGGAGUGUUCAAAUGACAUAAUUCUGGCCUCGGUGUUCUGUUGUUUGGAUCACAUAGUGAGAGCCGAUGUCUUCUACACCGAAGGCUACUCUGUCUACGGCAUCGAGUCAGUAAUCGUCGGUGUAUCAAAAUCCAUCAAGUUCAAGAAUCCUGAAAUCAUUCAGCAAGCAAUUCGUGUGCUUUCCCUAAUUUUAUCUUCGCAAUCUUUCAACGUUCAACUCUUCCCAAACGAGGAGCUUUGUAAGAAAUGUGCUGAUAUCCUGCACCAAAGCUUGAAGUCUGCAGAUCACAGGGUUAUCACUCAGGCAGCUUGUGCUGUGGUGCAAUUUCUAAACAUCAAUCAUUUUCCCUCAUCGGUGUCGUUUGAAGCUGUUGGUCCUCUUGUGUCAACUGUGAUCUCCCAAAUGGAAAAAUUCACAAAGCCAAGGAUAUAUUUCCGAAAUAUUCCUAAAGGAGCAUUUGGAGCACUUCUGGGUGCUUUGUUGGAGGUUAUCAAGAAGGCUUUACUAUUUGGUCAAGAGUUCCAGGUAAGGAAACCGUCGUACGCAGCCCUGCUGACAAGGAAUGAAUCAACGGUUUCAUAUGAGAAUGAAAUACUUGAGCAGUUUGUUGAUUCGUUGUGGAAAGCUAUCGAUCAGACAUGUGUACCGGCCUUGAUGCUGAACUACGAAUCUAUCGAAUGUCUUGCAGUGUUCAAAAGCUUUUUUGAGAUUCUCUCUCUCUCAGUGUCUUCAGUGAAUAGUUACAGACACGAUUUUGCAAAGAAACUAGCGUCAGGUUCUUUUGUUCGACUCUCCCUAGAGAUCAGAGAGAGCUUUUGUAGACGUCCAGAUGGCAAAGAGCUCGAAGACGUCACAGGGCGUUUCUUGACAGACCUGUGCCUUGCUCUUGCCGAUAGUUGCGACACCACCCAGCUAAAGGAAGUGCUUCAGACAAGCAAUAUUGCUGGUAUCCAUUCCGUAAUCGCUUGCCUAAACAUACUUACACAAUGCCCAGUGAGACAGUCUGCCACGACUGAGAUAAAUGACGUCUCUCUCUUCAAUUCACAAUGUGCUUGCAUCGAACUGAUGUACGUGGCGUUUACUCAUGGUGACUUGAUUGUCUCCCUCGAAAGCCUCGCAACAAGCUUGCACAAGUAUAUAGUGCUUCUUUCCGAUCUCAGCCUUCUGCCUCGUGUCACUCUGAAACACUUACUGUAUCUUUGGAUUGCACCCUACAGCAGGCUGAGUAAACUGACACUGCUAACUGACGUCAUGGAAAACAUGGACGUCGCUCAAAACAUUCUGGAGCAGAAUUUGGUGAAUUUUACACCAAACGAAUUUGAGUCAAUUCACAUUCAAAACAUUCUUUUCCUUUCCUGGAUAUUUUCUCGUGAACCUCUAGCACACGCCUUUGGUCGACAGGCUUUGAUUUGCUUUCUUAGAAGCGAAAAGACUCAGAACUGUUCCGCUGACGAGGAACUCCAACAACUUUUAAUUUCAAACGAUCCGUGUUUUCGAGAAUUUGUCUCACUGAUUGAUCAUAACAUGGAGACCCUUGUUAGUCGAGUAGGGAUCAUUAUAGAAGCAAUGAUGUCUGGAGAUUCAAAGUCUAUCCCAGCCAAGAUAAGUGCACCUCACUUAAAAUCAACAGCAAUCCAGAUAACUAGCAUUUUCCUCAAGAUUUUUUCAAGCCACAAGUCCCAUCCUCUCGCACACCAUUCUAUUUCUACCAUGCUGAAUGUGAUGACAACAGUACAGAUGCAGGCCAACCCGGCAUUUGACGUCAAACUUUUGUAUCGCGUAAUCAACUUGUUGACUUCCUCAGACGGUGAUCAAAGAUUUGCAGUUUGUGCCAUAAAUUAUCUGAAUGUUUUGCUGGCUAGGGAUACGAAUAGAGAAAAUUACCGGGUGGCUGCGGUACUUCUAUCCAACAAGCCUUUCUGUAGCUUUGUCGAACAUAUUUUGAAUUCCAAACUGGUAAACACUGUCGAACUGCGAACGGACUCUGUCAAGGACGUCAAUCUUCUCGCAAGCACUUUGGUUCUCAUCGCAUCCCUUGCAAUCUCCCAGAUGUUGUCUCAGGAAGGUGCUCAGCAUAUGUUCAGUCUCGACAAAAAAUGUAUGAUUAAUCUUGUCAAUGAAGGGCAAAGCAUUUUGGGUCUUGCAAGUCUUGUCUUUUGGGAUGUCUUCUUCAAAACUAGAAAGGAGUUAGUGAACCCCAUUUUGGUAUUGUCGAAUGGUAACGACGCAAACGAACCUUCUCUCGAGAAACUAUCCGAUGAAGACCUCCUUGUUCUGCUUGUUUAUAUACAGAACUCGUUAGUCCAUGACAGUGAGACUGUAAGACAGUGCGCAGUUAAGUGCUUAACAAGCUUUCUCGGUUAUGUCCCAAAUACCUCAGACUUCGCAUGCAAUCCUUGGAACAGAAUCGUUUUGGAGUCACAAUUGUGCGUACUCAGUGUUAAUGUUCUAACACCAAGCUUGGUGCUGUUUUGUUCGCUGGUGUUGCAGUACGCACCGAGCAAGCCUUACUUAAACGAUGUCCUUCAAGACGCAGUGGAAUCCAUUCUUCGCAAAAUCCCUAGCGUUCUGUGUUCAGAGCAAGACCUCUCGUGGUACUGUGUCGAUUUCGUAGCGCAGGUCUUGAGUAAGAAACACAAAGUCAUGUCAGAAAACCAAAAAGCUGCUGUCUUAUCCUGGCUGACAACUUUUAAGGAAACGCUGAGGGGAAACGAGGAACGAAGAAGCUUAGCCGAGUCCCUUAAUACAGAAGCGGAACAGAGUGACGAAAGAGAAGUCAGAUUUUUCAAGAUAGACGCUGUAAUUUUCCCCAAGACAUCGCUUAAACCACCGGCUUGGUUGGAUCAUGAGCUGUUGGAAAAAGUCUUCUGUCUCCUCGAUAGUAAAGGCAACGAAGACAGUAAACAACAGUAG